Drosophila busckii is the source of this 2815-nucleotide messenger RNA. RefSeq names its product exocyst complex component 2 (gene Sec5). The record is from RefSeq and is a predicted model, not a curated record. The coding region runs from base 85 to 2778 and encodes 897 amino acids. The transcript has 4 exons. Lineage: Eukaryota; Metazoa; Arthropoda; Insecta; Diptera; Drosophilidae. Gene Ontology annotation, biological process: Golgi to plasma membrane transport; exocytosis. Gene Ontology annotation, cellular component: exocyst.
ACACACCGUCAUCUGUGUGCGUUGAUGAUUAAAAGUCUAAAUAAAAUUUGUUAGGCGUUGUUUUUAGUGGAAAAAACAAUUGUGAUGGCCCCUCAACCUGUGGUAACGGGCCUGUCACCCAAAGAAGGCCCUCCAGGCACUAGAGUUAUCAUACGCGGCGAGUUUCUGGGCACCCGCAUGCACGAUUUGAUCGGUCUCAAAAUCUGUGGAUCUGAUUGCCUGCUGUCAGCGGAGUGGAAAUCGCCAAAUAAAAUAAUAGCACGCACAGGUCCAGCAAAGGGAAAAGGCGAUAUUAUAGUGACCACAAUAAGUGGCGGUGUGGGCACGUCAACGGUGCAGUUUCGUGCUUAUCAUGAGACGAUUGGCCCAUUAAAAGAAUCAGCUGUGUGGAUUGAGGAAUCGCCGUCACAGAAUUUUGCCUGGGGCCGUCGCACGCUUACACAGUCAGGAUUGACGCAGGAGGAUCCGCUGGGCUUGUCUAUAGAGGGCAAUGAACAGAAAAUACCCGAAGACUUGCGUGAUUUGUUUCCCGAUGCUUGCGGUGAUUUAUCGCAAGAGAAUUUUUCGCCCGCUUGGUUUAUGUUGGAGAAUCACUUGGCCACUUCAUUUGAAGACCUGAAAGCUGGUUUGGCCUACUUGAAACGCAAAGUAGAGAGUCAGAAGGAAGGUCAACUAUCAUUUCUUAAGUCGAAUGCCGGUUCUGUAAUUGAUCAACUGGACACGCUAAUGAAUAUUAGAGAUAAGCUCCAGGAGGAUGUGAAGCUACACGGCACGGAGCCGCUAAAUGUGCUUGAGCAGUCCAUUGAGAAUUCCAUUCACGAAUCGCAAAAGAUCUUCAAUGAUGUUCUGCUGCGGAAGGAGAAGGCAGACUCCACGCGCUCCGUGCUCUUUGCGCUGUCGCGUCACAAGUUUUUGUUUUGUCUGCCCAAUACCGUGGAUCGACGCGCCAAGGCGGGCGAGUAUGACAUUGUGGUAAAUGAUUACUCGCGUGCCAAGAAUCUAUUUGGCAAAACGGAGCUGCCCAUAUUUCGUCAGGUGCUCGAGGAGGUGGAUCAGCGCAUACUGUUGAUACGCCGUCAGCUGCAUGAGAAGGUGGUCAAGAUGCCCCAAAGUGUUGAGCAACAAAAGAAACUAAUCAAAGCGCUGACCAGCCUGGAGCUGCAGCAGAGCGGUACUGCAAUUGGUGAACGCCUGCGCAACACAGAUCCUGCCUGGGAUGCUAUUGAAGCACGCGCCAAGUACUUGGAGGCCACAUUCCGUCAGACAUUUGAGCAGUACGCCAACAAGGAUGUCAACACUCAGGACAAAUCGAAAAGCCGUGAUCCCAAUCAGCCGCCCAAUCGUGUCAAUUUCUGUGAAGAGCUUUGCGACAUUGCCGCCUCGCAGCUGCCAGAUCUGUGGCGCCUAGGCCAGCUGUACUUCACAGGAGAGCUGCGUGGUCCGCAUGAUCCUAAGCCGGGCGACUUUAAGCGCAUGGUGCUCAAUGCCAUUGACAAGUUCUGCAUCUAUUUGCGUCUGGCCAUACUUAUAGCUGCCGAUCAGCGUGCGCUGCGUCAGUCCAGCGGUUUGGCCUGGCCCAUUGGCUCCGCUUCGGCUACGCAUCAGUUUCUGCCGUGGAUACCACAAUGUUUGCGUUAUACGCGCAUUGCUUAUGCUACACUCAUUGGCUUGGAUCUGCCCUCGGAGGCGUUGGAUAUUAUACAGAAACUCAUAGAUGAGGUGCGGCUAUUUUGCUUUUCCAUUAUCUUUAAGCGUGCCACGGAUCGCUGCAAGAAGCUGGGCGUGCAUGAAACUUGGGAAAUGACAGUGGAGGAUUACCCAGGUGCCACACAGCUGCCCGCAGCGCUGGAAGCCUUGCUGGUGGAGACUCUGGACGAAGUGCAAACUGUUUGCAUGCAGCCGGAGGCACGCGAAGGAAAUCUACUAGAGCCGCAUUCGGAUGGGCAGCGCGAGGUGACGCAGCGACUGCAGGAGCUGCUAAGCGCCUUCAGUGGUGUCAUAGCCGAGCUGGCGUAUCCAUGCCAUGACGACGAAACGCCAACACAUAAUGUAUCCCAGCUGCUGGGCUUUCCCAACUCCCAACAGCCAGAGUCGGUAAACGCUGGCGCUGGCAGUGGUGCCGCCAUUGGCUGGGAGCAGCGCAUGCUCUGCUGCUUGGCCAACUACGCGUAUUGCAACAAAAGCUUUUUGCCGCACAUUGGACAGUUAUUUGUGAAGUACGGCUAUCCGCUGCCCACGCUGGCGAUUGAGUCGGCGCGCUAUAAUGUUAACCAGCUCUUUACCAAUUUGCUGGAGGAGUAUGUGGAGCAUAAGGGAGAUCCGCUUGUGGGCACCAUUGAGCCUUCUAUGUAUCUGGGCCGCUUUCAAUGGGAUCACGAGAUGGAGCUGGGCCAGGGACAGCUGCGUCCAUAUGCACACGAAUGCUGUGAUAAUCUAGUGGGUGUCUACUCGGAGAUCUAUAGCAUAUCGCCAUCGCUGCUGCGUCCCAUACUCGAGUCCAUUGUGCAGACCAUCUCUGAGGAGCUGGCGCGUCUAAUGAGCUGCGUCCAGCGCUUCAGCUAUACGGGUGCAAUACAGGCGCAUGUGGACAUACGCUUGCUGCGAGAUUCGCUCGAGAAUUAUGCCAACGAAACGGCCAAAAACUAUUUUAUGGAGGCACUGGAGGCCAUCAACCCGCCGCUGAAUGGUGAGCAAAAGCGCAAGGCGGAUGAGAUUCUGGAGCGUGUGAAGCGUCAAAUGCGACUGCAGGUGCUCUGCUUUAGUGUUACGGAACCGUAGUUCUAAACUGCAAUCAAAAAUGUUUAGAUUAAUAUAC